Eublepharis macularius is the source of this 2523-nucleotide messenger RNA. RefSeq names its product DET1 partner of COP1 E3 ubiquitin ligase (gene DET1). NCBI's taxonomy places the organism in Eukaryota, Metazoa, Chordata, Lepidosauria, Squamata, Eublepharidae. Gene Ontology annotation, biological process: positive regulation of proteasomal ubiquitin-dependent protein catabolic process; protein ubiquitination. Gene Ontology annotation, molecular function: ubiquitin protein ligase binding; ubiquitin-like ligase-substrate adaptor activity. The transcript is spliced from 5 exons. Gene Ontology annotation, cellular component: cullin-RING ubiquitin ligase complex; nucleus. Bases 150 to 1805 code for a protein of 551 amino acids. The record is from RefSeq and is a predicted model, not a curated record.
GAGGCUGCCUGCUGCAUAUCUGUGUGUUGCAUUGUUCUCAGAUGGCUUUCUUGCACUCAAUAUAUGCCUGUGGAGGGACAGCAUGAUCUGCCUCAUAACUAUCUCAGAUUUCGUCCAUCCUGGGGUUUUUUCCACUUGAAGAAGGUAGAAUGGAUGAUGAAACCCCCACUAUCAAGCCCCGUCGGAUCCAGAACCAGAAUGUUAUCUACCGCCUGGAAAGGCGAAGGAUCACGUCUGGCAAAACGGGGACCCACUGGCACCAGGUCCGUGUGUUCCACCAAAACGUCUUCCCUAACUUCACUGUGGUCAACGUUGAAAAGCCUCCCUGCUUCUUACGCAAGUUCUCCCCCGAUGGAAGGUAUUUCAUUGCUUUCUCCUCGGAUCAGACUUCUUUGGAAAUCUAUGAAUACCAAGGAUGCCAGGCCGCCGAAGACCUCCUGCAGGGGUACGAUGGGGAGAUCUUGGCGAACGGCAAUGACCAGCGGUCCAUCAACAUCCGUAGGCGGCUCUUCGAGCGGUUCUUUGUCCUCCUCCACAUUACCAACGUGGCCUCCAACGGCGAGCACUUGAACCGCGAGUGCAGCUUGUUCACGGACGACUGUCGCUACGUCAUCGUCGGCUCUGCGGCCUACCUUCCCGAGGAGCCCCACCCUCCCUUUUUUGAAGUUUACCGCAACAGCGAAUCGGUGACCCCUAAUCCCAGGUCCCCUUUAGAAGAUUACUCUUUGCACAUCAUUGACCUUCACACAGGCAGGCUGUGUGACACCAGGACAUUCAAAUGUGACAAGGUCAUCUUGUCCCACAACCAAGGUCUCUACUUGUAUAAGAAUAUCCUGGCCAUUCUGUCUGUACAGCAGCAAACCAUCCAUGUUUUUCAGGUAACACCUGAGGGCACCUUCAUUGACGUACGGACUAUCGGUCGCUUCUGCUAUGAGGAUGACCUCCUCACGCUGUCAGCGGUUUAUCCGGAAGUCCAGCGGGAUUCUCAGACAGGCAUGGCGAACCCGUACAAAGAGCCGUUCAUCAAUUCUCUGAAACAUAGGUUGAUGGCCUACUUGUGGCGAAGGGCGGAGCAGGACGGAAGCACAAUAGCCAAAAGGAGGUUCUUUCAGUAUUACGACCAGCUGAGGCAGCUGCGGAUGUGGAAGAUGCAGCUUUUAGAUGAGAACCACCUCUUCAUCAAAUAUACCAGCGAGGACGUGGUCACGUUACGGGUGACAGACCCUUCACAGCCUUCAUUCUUCGUUGUGUACAACAUGGUGACUACCGAGGUGAUCGCCGUGUUUGAGAACACAUCGGACGAGCUGCUGGAACUCUUCGAGAACUUCUGUGACCUCUUCCGGAACGCCACCCUCCACAGCGAGGCAGUGCAGUUCCCUUGCUCCGCCUCCAGCAAUAACUUUGCCAGGCAGAUCCAACGCCGAUUUAAGGACACUAUUGUGAAUGCCAAGUACGGUGGGCACACCGAGGCUGUGCGGCGGCUGCUGGGUCAGCUCCCAAUUAGCGCCCAGUCAUACAGCGGCAGCCCUUACCUUGAUCUCUCCCUCUUCAGCUAUGACGACAAGUGGGUUUCAGUCAUGGAGCGCCCCAAGACGUGUGGCGACCAUCCAAUCAGGUUUUACGCUCGAGAUUCGGGCCUCCUGAAGUUUGAAAUCCAAGCGGGACUCCUGGGCCGGCCUAUCAAUCACACCGUCCGGCGCCUGGUGGCAUUCACCUUCCACCCUUUUGAGCCCUUUGCGAUCUCUGUGCAGCGGACUAACGCCGAAUACGUUGUGAACUUCCACAUGAGGCACAGCUGCACGUAGCCCAGCUUCCAGCUAGGGCAGCCUGCCUGUUAGCUACAUUCAUUUUGUCACGGACACACCAAAGCAAGAUGGUCAUGUUGAGGAGAGAGGAAGGACAUUGAUCUUCCCUCCUCCCCUAGGAAGGAGGCUUUGGUUCCUGCUGGUCAGCUAAGCACCGGCGAAUUCGGUCAUACUUUUUGCUGUGCCUAAAUCACAGCUUGUUCUUGCACUCCAUGGACCAGCCCAAUUACAUUUUAAAGUUCUCCAGAUGCAUUAAAUGGGGAGGGGUGGGGAGGUACGGCCUGCUGAGCAGAAUGCAACAGAAGAAGCCUUUCUGUUUUCCAAGAAGCCCAGUCUCUUAAUAUGAAGAAGAGCUGCCCUGGUCCUGUCAAGAAUAUUUCGCCAAGUUGAGGCGAAUUACCUUUCAAAAAGACAAAUUGUCUGUUUCUGGACUGACAUAAUGAUAUUGCAGCCUGAAUCUGUCUCACCCAUACGAGGUGGACGAUGGUGGGCUGUGCAGAACUCCGAGGGCUGCAAAGGUCUUUAGCCAGUGGCUGAAGACUCGAAGGCUGUGUGGCACAGUUGGGAACUGAUGCCCUUGAGGACCUUCAUGGGUAACCACUGUGUGGGCACGGCCCAGCCUUCUUAUAACUCCCUUAUUGGGCAAAAUUCACAUUCCCGUUUUUGGUAUCAUCAUCCAGAUUAAAGAGUUGGCAAAUUUGAGUCACUGAAGCCUGUA